This is a messenger RNA of Rhagoletis pomonella (apple maggot), 1458 nucleotides long. RefSeq lists its product as uncharacterized. The record is from RefSeq and is a predicted model, not a curated record. The transcript is spliced from 2 exons. NCBI's taxonomy places the organism in Eukaryota, Metazoa, Arthropoda, Insecta, Diptera, Tephritidae. Gene Ontology annotation, molecular function: zinc ion binding; nucleic acid binding. The coding region runs from base 47 to 478 and encodes 143 amino acids.
CCGAUGCGAAUUUCAAUGCGAAUGUGGAAAAUCUUACGAAGAAAGAAUGUUGCGGGACAAAAUAAUUGUCGGAGUGCAUGACAAAAAAUUGCAACUGAAAUUAUUAGAUGGUAGAGACGAGCAAUUGUCCAAGGUAAUUGACAUGUGCAAAACGUUCGAGGCAGCAAACGCAAACAAAAAUAUAUUGGAAUUACCAAAGCAAGCGUCAGUUAAUGCCAUUAAUAAAAAGCCUAAGGCUGAGCAAAGUCCCAUGGAAUCAAAUACACGAUUUUGUUUCAACUGUGGUGGUUCAUGGAAGGUGGGGCACGUGGAGGAGUGUAAGGCGAAGGAAGUUGUGUGUCACAAUUGCGGUAAAAAGGGUCACUUUAAACGUAUGUGUCGCAAGAGCAAGAAACAGCUGGAUCAAAAGCAGGAGAAGGACAACGGGAAGAAAGCGGUGUCAGACAUUCAUUGGGCUGACUUACAAGGUUUGGAGUAAACUCAAUCGCAACUGAGCAAUCGCGGUGGACUAAAGAGUACUUGGUAGAAAACGAAGUCGUCAAAUUUAAGUUGGAUACCGGAGCUGAAAUUAAUUGCAUUCCCUAUAAGAUUAUUAAAAUGUUAAAUAAAAAAUUGGAUUACCACGGAAAUGAUCUUAGCUUAUUCGAUUAUAAUAACAACAGGAUACAAAAUUUUGGUAUCAUAAAGUUAAAGUUAUCGGAACUGAAUACAGGGAAGGCACGGGUUGCCGAUUUUGUUGUAGUUGAAGAUAAGUGUGAACCAAUACUUGGAUUAAAAACGUGUACGCAGUUUGGGUUAGUUAAACGGAUAGACAUGGGAAGUGUUUCAUGUACGAGUUCAAAGGAACUGUUCAUGGAGCAACACAAAGAAAUUUUUCACGGACUUGGUAAAUUCCCCGGAACUUUUUCGAUCACUUUAAAAGAAAACUCAAAACCAGUAUUGCAUUAUAGGAAACGAAUACCAAAAUCAUUAACGGAUAGACUUAAAGCGGAGUUAGACACGAUGACAGACGAAGGGAUUAUUUCGCCUGUUAAUUACGCAACAGACUGGGUCAAUAACUUACAAAUAAUUGAGAAGCCAAACGGGAAACUAAGAAUAUGUCUAGACCCAAAGCCUCUUAAUGAGUGUAUUAAAAGGGAACACUUUUUAAUACCCACAAUCGACGACUUGACUGCAGGAUUAGCUAAAAAAUCAAUAUUUUCUGUGCUUGAUUUGAGCAGUGGAUUUUGGCAUAUGGAGCUAGACAAACCAAGUUCCGAACUCACUACAUUUAUGACACCCUUCGGCAGGUAUAAAUUUAACCGGGUACCCUUUGGUCUUAAUUGUGCACCGGAAAUGUUUCAAAGAAAAAUGGUUGAAAUUUUUGGAGACAUUCAGGGCGUAAUUGCGUAUUUUGAUGACAUAGUUAUUUGUGCAGAGAGUGAACAGGAACACGACAAAUUAAUGAGUGUAGUUAUG